Messenger RNA from Ceraceosorus bombacis, 2438 nucleotides. Lineage: Eukaryota; Fungi; Basidiomycota; Exobasidiomycetes; Ceraceosorales; Ceraceosoraceae. The record is from the annotation of a GenBank genome assembly.
AUGGCGCUUCGCGCCACGAGGCUCUCGUUGCGCAUAGCGCUGCUGCUUGCAGUCGCCAUCGCUGCCGUGCGUCCUGCUGCAGCUAUACCGCUAGCACCGUCGAAUGAUGGCAAUCAACCUCAGUCGAGCGUGCUCGACAGCCGUCUAGAGCACGGGUGCAGCUGGCAAGAGAGGCGCGUUGGCAAUUGCUACAACGGCCGGUCCAUCAAGACUACCGACGCGCUUGCGGAACGGGCAACCACAGAGACCGAUGACUUGGAUGGUCGCAAAUCCAUGUCACUGCUGUCUCGAAGCGGUGCAUCUCCCAAGUCCAGCAUGCUCGACAGCCGUCUAGAGCGCGGAUGCAGUUGGCAAGAAUUGCGCGUUGGCAAUUGCUACCGCAGCAUCAUGGACGAGCUCAGCGGUGUCGUGCAAGCACUGCGCAAACGAAGCACCGCGGACCGUCUUUCGAGACGUGAGUAGAACAGCGGAGACUGCUCUCGAUGUCACGGUAGAGUCUUACGGGUGCUGACCUGAGCGGCUCUCUCGACAGGUGACGACCACGACUCCACCGCAUUAGGCCCUCGCGCUAUCCACGCCCUUGGAGAACCUGGGACCAUUUCUCUGGUCGUUCGUGAUGAUUAUGCCUGCUAUUGCAUCGCUAACCCAAGCGAGUGCUCAUGGCAAGGACCACCGCCAAUUUGCAGCCGCUCCGUCAAAGCCGAUCACGCCGGCACUGCACUUGUCGAUCGCGCCACAAACGCCGUCGUAGAAAGUGGAUCCAUCUCUCUGGUCACUCGCGAUAAUUCGAAUAUCUGUUGGUGCAUCGCAAAUCCGAGCUCGUGCAUAUGGCACGGACCACCCGUAAAUUGCCGCCGCUCCAUCGCAGAGUCCAACCCCUUGUCUCACAUCGCGGAACAGAUUGAGCUCGAGCGUCGCGCCGACAAGACGCUUACCGUCUCUGCGGCUGAUGCUAGCGCGGAGCUCAAACGAAGACAACUGAACCCAAUCUACUGCGAGCAACAUCCCACUGCUCCAGGUUGUGGACACCCCAACAAAAGAGACCUGGCAGGCGCUGCUGCUUCGGCUGGUAGAAGCGCCGCCAUUCUUCCACGCCAGUCGGAGUACUGCAUGUACUUUCCCCUUGAUCCUGAUUGCCAGCCCAUGAAGCCGCCUGGACCCGGUGGGGGUGGAGAGCACCCUCCCAGGCGAAGCCUCGCAAGCGUUGGAGCUAGCUCAGAGGAGUAUGCCGAGCUGCUGCGACGUCUGGAUCCGCCUACCUUUUGCUCAACGCAUCCAAAUGCACCCAACUGCAAACCGCCGCGAAAGCGUAGUGUCGAGGAUGCUCCCAAGACUGUCAACAUGGGCGAGUCUCUAACGCGCAGGCACUUCUGUGAUCAUCACCCUGAUGCACCGGAUUGCAGCACGACGAGCGAGCUGGCGCGACGCGAUGGACCGGGGCCGUUCUGCGCCUCUCAUUCUACUGCACCCGAAUGUCAAGGAACUAAGCUUUCCCCACGAAAGCGGAGCAGCAGCAGCGGCAGCGAUGCAGGAGUGUCGUCGCUCCCACAGACACGUCGAUCGGAGCCUUGUGAAUACGGCAAGGAUUGCCCCGACUCCGAACCAAGCAAACGAAGUGCUAGUGCGAUGCUGAGUGUGGACGCAAGUCCUCGCGAGCUACAGCACGAGGACAGCAAGCAGAGUGAUGCCGCGACGCUAGAGCGACGUCUAAAUCAUUCUCCCUGUCCACCCAACGAGCCUCUGUGCGGCUACGCGUCUCCUCCUCCGCCCAAGAGGAGCGCUAGCAGCGCUCUGGGGAUGAUCGAUGGAAGUGCAAAGCUGCUUCCACGUCUCGCAGCGAGCCCGGCCUGCAUCAAGGACCCCACGAGCUUUGCUUGCACAGGAAAGCCACCUCGCCGCAGAUCGGAACGCGAGGUAGACCGUCGCGAAAACAGCCCACACGUUGGACUUUUGGCUCGCGCCACCGCCUGCUCUUCGCCUUUUCCCGACCCUGCGUGCUACGGCAUUCAAAACCCGCCUCAUAGACGGUCCAUGAAAGAAGCGCGCUCCGUCCCAACGAUGGAACCAAUCGAGCAACGCGCGCAGUCUCUCAAGCCUUGCGGCAAACUCCCUCCAGGAGCGCAGUGUCAGGGCGGCGGCUCCCCACCACCCAAGCGAAGUGUCGAGCAGGUCAUCGCGCGUGCAGCACCGCCAGUCCGCGAGAAGGAUCACUCUCGCCGUGAUGGUGAGUCUGUUACGCUCUCAGAUUAGGCAGACAGACGGUGCACGUGAGUAGAGACUGGGAGGGAUUGUAAACAUGAGAUUGUGCUGACGUAGUGCCUUUUAUCUGUUGCAAUGAUCUAGAGCCUGGCUGCCCGGGAACUCCCGCUGGGUACGGCUGCCCAGGGAUUCCAAAGUACACAGAGCCAGAUCCCGAAAAUCCCGGCGUUCCUCCCUGA